Molecule: messenger RNA, 288 nt
Organism: Suillus discolor
Lineage: Eukaryota; Fungi; Basidiomycota; Agaricomycetes; Boletales; Suillaceae
Exons: 3
Source: RefSeq, a predicted model, not a curated record
GUUCACCAAUUCUUAAACGCCAAGGAUAUCGGCAUCAGACGCUGCGGUGCUUGAAGAGGAUCAAGUCGCUCUCGGUUAUGAUGUCUUGCCUCAAGUCGGUCGUGCAGAAGGCAUCGGGAAGGACUAUCAGCUCAAGUGUGAUCUCAUCAAUAGAUGUUUUCAAGAAGAGUGCUGUGAGCACAGUCACAGUCUUGUGAUAGAUAACCCAAGCCCAUUCCACCGUACAGGAUUGGCUUUGAUCGCUAUCAAUGGCAGCUCUUUGUUAUUACUUGGGCCUGAGUGAACAAG